Messenger RNA from Sphaerodactylus townsendi, 9991 nucleotides. RefSeq names its product nuclear receptor corepressor 2 (gene NCOR2). Gene Ontology annotation, biological process: negative regulation of transcription by RNA polymerase II. The record is from RefSeq and is a predicted model, not a curated record. The transcript has 43 exons. Gene Ontology annotation, molecular function: transcription corepressor activity. Lineage: Eukaryota; Metazoa; Chordata; Lepidosauria; Squamata; Sphaerodactylidae.
UUGGUGCGAGCCCGGCGGCUGCCUGGGAGCCUUUUGGGGAGGGCGCCCAGCAAUCCCGCCCGCCCGCCCGCCCGCCUCCUCCUCCUCCUCCUCCUCUUCCUCCUCCUCCUCCUCCUCCCCAUCUGGGCAGCCCCAGGAUGAGGCUUGCAAACUUGGGGCUUCGCAAAGGCUGCAAAGAGAGACGGGGCCGCGGCGGGAGCUGCAUUUGGAGUUGCUGCUGCUGCUGCUGCAAAGGACAGACAUCUUAGGGAGGAGGGAGGGGGGGCGAGAGGCGUCCGAGGCGAGAUUUCCGGCAACCCCCCCCCCCCCUCGUUUGGAUUUACAAACACGCGCCCCCAGGCCGGCGGGGACGGCAGGCGGAGGAGCCGGAGGCGCCCCCUGAACUGAGCCGGAGGAGAUUAUGCGCUGCAAACCUAGAUUUGGAUAGCUUUCGCUUUGCUUUUUGGGAGGCUGCUUCUAUUAUUGUUAUUAUUAUUUUUGCAGCGAGGUGUCUUUUUUUGCAACCUCCCGAGAGUCUUUUCCGUUCACUUUUUUGCUGCCCUUCCGUGCGCAAAAGAGAGAGAGGAAAAAAAGAGAGAAAUUCAAUUUCUUGAAGGGGGGGGGAGAGAAGAAGAAGAAGGAUUAAUAGUUGCAAGCGGCGAGGAAGUCAGAAGCGGCUGGUCUUUGCAACGAGGCGCAGCAUGAGGAAGCCAGCAUGCGCAUAAUGUGGACAAACGCUGGGAUUCUUUAGGGCUUUGCAUCACAGAACUGAGGGGGAUUCACACCGAGAGAGUCUGGACCCCAGACCCCUCGCAGGGCUUCGCAAGCAAUGUCUGGAUCUACUCAACCUGUGGCUCAGAGCUGGCGGCCAACUGAAGCUCGGUACCCACCCCACGCCAUGUCCUACCCAAUAGCAAUAACUCAGCCUCACAUGGAUGUUGGACUCUUGGAAUACCAGCACCAUGCCCGAGAUUAUCCCUCCCACCUUCCACCUGGGUCUAUUUUGCAGCCGCAGCGGAGGAGGCCGUCCUUAUUGUCAGAAUUCCAACCAGGAAAUGAGAGGUCUCAGGAGCUGCACGCCAGAGUUGAAGCACACGCCUACCUAUCCGACCUGAGCAAACAGUCAGAAAUGGAGUUCCUCGAAACCAAACGCCCCCGGCUGGAGCUGCUGCAGGACCCCCUGAUGAGGCAUUCUCCUCUCCUCAGUCAGAGCCAGCAGGGAGGGACGGAGGAUCUCUCAAAGGUAAGUCAAGGGGCCAGUCUGAGCCAGGGGCAGCAACAGCUGGAGGAGGAAGCGGCGAAGCCCCUGGAGCCGGAGAAACCGAUCUCGCCGCCGCCGAUCGAGUCCAAGCAUCGCAGCCUGGUCCAGAUCAUCUAUGACGAGAACCGGAAAAAAAAAAACUGAGGCGCUCCUGGGAUCUUGGAGACUCUGGGACCUCAGGUGGAGCUGCCUCUAUACAACCAGCCGUCUGACACCAGGCAGUACCAUGAAAACAUUAAAAUAAACCAGGCAAUGCGGAAAAAGCUGAUUUUAUACUUUAAGAGGAGAAAUCAUGCUCGUAAACAGUGGGAGCAGAAAUUCUGCCAGCGCUACGACCAGCUGAUGGAAGCCUGGGAGAAGAAAGUCGAAAGGUGAUCGGUGAACAACCCUCGGCGCCGAGCCAAGGAGAGCAAAGUGCGCGAAUACUAUGAGAAGCAGUUCCCGGAGGAUCCAGCUUGUGCGGAGAUCGCAGGAGCAUAUCGCAGAGGUUACAGGGUGGGACAGAGGGGCAGCGGCCUCUCCAUGUCUGCGGCGCGCAGCGAACACGAGGUGUCAGAAAUUAUUGAUGGGCUGUCGGAACAAGAGAAUCUGGAGAGACAGAUGCGUCAGCUGGCCGUCAUCCCCCCCAUGCUGUAUGAUGCCGAGCAGCAGCGCAUCAAGUUCAUCAACAUGAACGGCCUCAUGGACGACCCCAUGAAGGUCUACAAAGACCGGCAAGUGAUGAACAUGUGGAGCGAGCAGGAAAAGGAAACCUUUCGAGAAAAGUUCAUGCAGCAUCCAAAGAACUUUGGCCUCAUCGCUUCCUUCCUAGACAGGAAAACUGUGGCGGACUGCGUCCUCUACUAUUACCUGACCAAAAAGAAUGAGAAUUACAAGAACCUGGUGAGGAGGAAUUACCGGCGGCGUGGCAAGAACCAGCAGCAGCAGCAACAGAUGCCCCGUAGCAGCCAGGAUGAAAAAGAUGAAAAAGAGAAGGAGAAAGACAUGGAGAAGGAAGAAGAUAAGCCAGAAGUUGAAAAUGACAAAGAGGAACUGAUAAAGGAGAAGAACGACGAUACCUCCGGCGAGGAUAAUGACGAGAAAGAAGCCGUGGCGUCCAAAGGGCGCAAAACCGCCAACAGCCAGGGCCGCCGCAAAGGCCGCAUCACCCGCUCAAUGGCCAGCGAGGCCAACCACGAAGAAGUGGCGGCUCCCCAACAGAGUGCAGAGCUGGCCUCUCUGGAGAUGAAUGAAAGUUCUCGUUGGACGGAGGAGGAAAUGGAGACUGCCAAAAAAGGUCUUCUUGAACAUGGACGCAACUGGUCAGCUAUUGCCAGAAUGGUGGGAUCUAAAAGUGUUUCACAAUGCAAAAACUUCUAUUUCAACUACAAGAAAAGACAGAACCUGGAUGAAAUCCUACAGCAGCACAAACUGAAAAUGGUAAAGAAGCCGAUGCAUUUCACCUCCCUUCCAGAGGGACAGAAGCUGAGCGGAGAGCCCUCGAUCACGACUUGCUGGCCAUCGGUCCAUCCCUACCAAGGGACAUCACGGGACGUGAUCAGAACCUCUCCACAUGCUGAGCCUCACGUAUUCCAGUAUAACCCCCCAGGUCACCCCGUCCCCUUGAAUGUGCGUGAAAGUUCGCGGCCCGGACUCCAAAGAUUGUCAGCCAUCUCCAACCCUCCCCCUCUCAUUUCUACCAAGCAUCCUUCCGUUCUUGAAAGACCCCUUGGCUCUAUUUCCCAGGGAGUGCCUCUCCAACUGCACGCUCCGUUCAGCUCCGAGCAUGCAAAAGUUCCCAUCGGCUCUAUCGCCAUGGGCCUGCCUUUGACGAUGGACCCCAAGAAGUUGGUGCCUUUCCCGAGUGUGAAACAGGAGCAGCUCUCUCCGAGAAGCCAAGCCAGUCAGCCUGAAAAUCUGGUCGUGCAGACGUCGCAGGAGGGUUCCGUCCUUCGAGGAGCGUCGCUGGGCUCACUGUCGGGAGGAAGCAUCACGAAAGGCCUCCCCAGCACACGGCCACCGCCGGAGUCUCCCAUCACCUAUCGAGGAUCCAUCACACACGGCACCCCCGCCGAAGUGCUGUACAAAGGAACCAUAACCAGGAUAAUCGGAGAAGACAGCCCCGGCCGAGCAGAGAAAGCGAGGGAGGAUGCUUUGCCGAAGGGGCAUGUCAUUUACGAAGGCAAGAAGGGACACGUCUUGACCUACGAUGGUGGCGUCACUGCUGUGCAGUGCCCCAAAGAGGAGAGCAGGAGUGCCGUAGCCCCACACGAGACCACCGGCACCAAACGGACCUACGACAUGAUGGAAGGAAGGGUCCCCCGGGGCUUGCCUGGGCGGGACCUUUCAUCCGCCAGCAUAGAAGGUCUAAUGGGCCGAGCCAUCCCGCCGGAUAGGCAUAGUCCCCUCAACUUAAAAGAACCACAUCACAUCCGGGGCUCGAUCACACAAGGAAUUCCUCGAUCCUACGUGGAGCCCCCCGAGGACUACCUCAGAAGAGAAGCCAAACAGCUCAAGAGGGAAAGCACGCCGCCAAGGGACUUCUCCGAUGCCUACAAGGUCAAGCCACACGAGAACCUCACCCCGCUGAAAAUGAAAGCAACUCACGAAGGCCUUGUUACCACUGUGAAGGAAGCGGGGAGGUCAAUCCAUGAGAUUCCCAGGGAGGAGCUGAGACGUACGCCCGACAUCGCUCUUUCAAGGACUCUGAAGGAAGGCUCUAUCACCCAGGGUACCCCGCUCAAAUACGACAGCAACGCAUCAGCAAGUGCCAAAAAGCAUGACGUCCGAUCCAUUAUCGGCAGCCCGGGGAGGACUUUUCACCCCAUGCACCCCCUGGACGUCAUGCAGGACCCGAGGACUCUGGAAAGAGCUUACGAGGAGAGUUUGAAAGGCAGGCCUAGCCCAGUGACGAACUCUGGCGGGUCCAUCACGAGGGGAGCCCCCGUGAUUGUGCCUGAGCCUGGGAAGCCCCGACACAGUCCGCUGACCUAUGAGGACCACCAGGCAGCCCACGGGGCAGCUUUUGGCAGCCACUUGCACCGCGGGUCACCUGUGUCCACCAGGGAGCCAACACCGAGGCAGCAUGAAGGGAGCAUCUCUGCCGGCAAGGCUGCGUCCCAGGACAGAAAGAUCACCCCGACCCCACGAGAAAUCGCCAGUUCCAAGUCCCCUCAUGCAACCCUGGUGGACCGCCAUCACCCUAUCUCUCCCUACGAGCACUUGCUGCGGGGAGUGAGUGGUGUGGACCUGUACAGGGGACAUAUUCCGUUGGCCUUUGAUCCUACAGCGAGGGGAAUCCCCCUGGAAGCAGCUGCUGCCUACUACCUGCCGAGACACCUUUCUCCCAGCCCGACGUACCCCCACCUGUAUCCUCCAUACCUCAUCCGGGGCUAUCCAGACACGGCUGCCAUGGAGAACAGGCAGACGAUCAUCAACGAUUACAUCACUUCGCAACAGAUGCACCACAAUGCGGCAGCCACUGCUAUGGCCCAGAGGGCGGACCUGCUGCGUGGCCUGUCCCCACGAGAACCCUCCCUGGCACUCAACUAUGCAGCAGCAGGAAUAAUCGACCUGUCUCAAGUGCCACACCUGCCGGUGCUCGUGCCUCCCACCCCUGGCGCCUCCGCUGCCUCCAUGGAUCGAAUCGCCUACAUCCACAGUGCGCCUCAGGCCUUCAGCAGCCGACACAGCAGCUCCCCGCUCUCCCCAGGAGGCCACACACACUUGACCAAACAGACAGGACCUUCGGUUUCCGAACGGGAGCAAGAACGAGAUCGGGAGCGUGAGCGUGAGCGUGAAAAAGAGCGCAAGAAGUCUGUCUUGCAAACCACAAGCACUGUGGAGCACGCCCCGAUCUGGAGGCCAGGUACAGACCAGAGCAGCGGCCGUUUGUCGACGCACUCUCACAACCACAAGCACUCCCCCGUCUCUCCCCGCACCCAGGAGAACAUCCAGCAACGCCCCAGUGUGCUGCACAACACGAACAUGAAGAUCAUGUCUUCAGAAAGCCUUACCCCAUCAGUUCUGCGAUCCUCCUCCACCACCACGUCGCCAGUCCGCUCCUCCGGCUUCUCGACCGCAUCCGCGCUGCGUGUCCCUGUCAGUGGCAUGGAUGCCUACGCACCCUUGAUGGACUCUGCCCAUGCCCAGAAGGAGGCCUCCCGGCCCCAAGACUCCAAAACAGAGCGCCCACAGGCUGACAACAACAUGUUCGCCUCAAAGCUGUCUGCUGGGACCGGCCUGGAACAGUCAUCUUCGCCCCUGAAAGCCAUGGAGCCCAGGCCGGUCCCCUCCUCUGGGCCAGGGCCUGCCCACCCGUAUAGCAGAGGACAGGGGAAAAACCCGCCGCUCCACCAUUCCCCCCUGGACCCGUCCCUGCACGCGGUGCCAGCCAGCGAGCAGCUCGGUAGAGAAAAGAGUCUGAGUAAAAGCUUUUCUGUGCAGGAACAGGAGCUCCGAGCACUCGGUAAGACCACCAUGACAGCGGCCAACUUCAUAGAUGUGAUUAUCAUGCGCCAAAUUUCUUGCGAUAAGGGGAAGCGAGAAAGAAGCUCGCUAAAUAACAACGCCGAUAGCGAUGGUUUCCACGGAAGUUACAGCCCUGACGGCAUUGAAGCAAUAAGCCCCGUGAAUUCUCCCAGCAUGCCACACGAGAAAGGGACAAAGUUGCCCCAGGAUGUGGAGAGGGGACGCGGAGAGCCCAACCUCCGGACCAAGCAGCCAGGUCCCCUCAAGUCUUCUGCCGCUGAGAUCUCUCACCUGCAGCAGCUCCAUCAGCUCCCCGAUGGUCAGCACUCACCUGGGCAGCAGAUACAGGGAUCACAAAAUGCCAAAGGAAACCAGCGAGUUGUCACCUUGGCUCAGCAUAUCAGUGAGGUGAUCACGCAAGAUUACACCCGCCACCAUCCCCAGCAGCUCAACUCCCUCAUCCAGUCGCCAGUGUACUCCUUCCCCGGAGCUCCGUGUCCUGUGCUGGACCUCCAGCGAACGUCCAGCGAAGCUUACGCCCAGCAGCUGGAGCACAUCCCAGCCUCCAGAAUCUCUCCAGAGAGUGAAGGAUCCAAGAGGUCUCCCGAGCCCCUGAAAGCGCUUGCUUCCGACAACUGCAUAGAGCCCAUCUCUCCACCAGAGGGGAUGGGAGAGCCCAACUCGUUGCAGAACGCCACGUAUCCCAUCCUAUAUCGAGAAGGGGAACAGCUGGAGCAGAGAAUGGGCUCCAAGUCCCCCGGGAACAACGUGCAGCCCCCGGCCUUCUUCAGCAAGCUGACGGAAAGCAAUUCAGCCAUGGUGAAGUCCAAGAAGCAAGAAAUGAUCAAGAAACUGAGUACCAACAGCAGGAGUGAGGUGGAAUACAAUAUUGGACAACCCGGAACAGAGAUUUUCAACCCUUGUGCACAUUGGCCACCAACUGGAACAGGGUUAAUCAGUUGUAGGAGCCAGUCGGUCCAAGAAAAUUCCAGUACCAACAUGGGGUUGGAGGCAAUUAUUAGGAAGGCCCUAAUGGGUAAAUAUGACGAGCAGUGGGACGAGCACUCUCCUCUCGGUGCCAAUGCUUUUAACCCUCUGAAUGCCAGUGCAAGCUUGCCCGCUGCUCUGCCUGUAACCGCUGCUGAUGGACGGACUGACGAGAUGCGCUCCUUGCCAGGAGGAGGGAAGCCAAAGAUUGCUGCCAGAGCCAACAGCCGCAAGGCCAAGUCCCCGGGUCCGGGCCUGUCCUCCACAGAGAGGCCGCCGUCGGUUUCGUCGGUUCACUCCGAGGGGGACUGCAACAGGAGGACGCCUCUCACCAACCGUGUCUGGGAGGACAGGCCAUCUUCUGCAGGCUCAACGCCGUUCCCGUACAACCCACUCACCAUGAGGCUUCCGACCGGCAUCGUGACGGCCCCGCCUGCCUCCGUUGCGCAAGGCAACAGCCAACACCAUGGGUGGGAGGAGGAGCCCAAACCUCUGCUUGUCUCCCAGUACGAAACUCUAUCAGACAGCGAAUGAAAGGGAGAGGAAGCAAUAUGGGAAACCCGACGGCAACAAACACAUCAAUCGGGUGGCUGCUGAGCUAACCAGGGCGUGGGGACUCUGGCCGUGGCAGGCCGUGGCUGCUCUAGGCCAAGAAACGGAACAGCACUGGUCCAGUCAGCCAUUAAUUUGUGUUACACUAGGAAAGGGUGGGGGGGGGGGCGCUGUUGGAAUCCUCUUCAUUCUAAAGCCUUAAAGGAAAAAAAUGCAGAUGGAACCCAUUCCCGUCCUCUCUCUACCAGUUCAGGGCUGACGCCAUGAGCUGUUGUGGCAAGAAAUUGAACCGGGUAAAUGCAGGAAGGGAAGGUUAUAAGCUUCCUCCAGGUUCCCUACAGGAAUACAGCCGGCCACUGGAUCUCACUUACUAACGCUCAGGGGUUCCACCAGGUCUGUCCUUCAAUUGGGUGGGAGAGAGGGGGUGUCCACUGAGAGAAGGCGGUGUGUUCUGCUUGCAAAGCCCUCUGGAGGAUGCUUCCCGCAUGUGCCCGACACGUUCCCGGCGCGUCAUUUUAGCGUGCGCUUUUGUGGCCUUGAAACAGGCCGAUACUUGAAACGGAAUCCGAGCGCCCCUUCCUUAGCUGUUGUGUUUCACCGUGAGGGCUGCACCGGUGGAAUUGCGUGAUGGGAGCAUGGGGGGGGGGGAAAUAAUCCACAGCGGAGACUCCCCAGUGCAAAAGUGUUGGUUUCCCCUCCUCUUCCUCACGCUCAAAAGGAAGCGGUCCUCUUCCUCGCGCGCAUCUAGGCAAACUUGUGGGUCUUCCUGCUGGAAUGUUCAGUAAACAAAAAAUCUGAGAAUGAUGCGUGGAUGCGGGAGGGAGGGAGGGGUAGGGGGGUAUUGGGGGGCUGCGAGAUUGAAGGACAAUAAACGGUUUCCUUUGGAGAAGGGAAUUCUGGGUAAGGAUUGUAAUCAGAAAGGGUCCCCCUAUCGGUAGUGUAUUGGCUGCCAGUACGGGGAGGGGAGGCAGGCUGUUUUGAGUACUUUGUUUCUCGAAACAGCACUGUGUACAGGGUCUACAGGGUAUAUUUUUGAUACCUUUGGCAAAUGGCGCCGGAUGCUUUGCGCAAGGAAGGACUUUAAAACAGUGUUAUAUGCUGCUUUUCGGUCUCCACUCCUGUACAAAGAGGUUCUAUGUUCGUUGCAAGCUUUGCAGAGUUUGUUCAUUGUUUGGAAAUUGUCAAGAAGUUAACAGAAGGAAAUUCUGUAAUUCAGUAGAAUGUAUUAACUCGGGGGGGCGGGCGUUGUUUUUGUUUGUUUGGGGAUUUUCUUACAGUCACAGCUGCUGGCCGCUUAUUGCAAACACUUCUCCUUAGUAACACUCUGUUGUGGGGAUAACAUCAGUUCUGAACUAUUCUUGUCUCGUUCAGGAGACUAGCAAGAAAACAAUUUUCUGAACCUUCCACAGGGUCCCAUUUUUCUCUAUUUGUGGGAGAUUAUUAAUUUUUUCCCCUAAUUCAUUAAAUGAUGAUGUCAGGUGUCUAACCACAUGAGCAUGGACACUAUUCAAAGAAUAACAUUCCCCCCCCCACACACACACACGCACACACUCUUGCUUAUUUUUUUCCUCCAUGCUGGAAUAUAGAAAGGGUGGUUAUAAAAAAGUGUUAAACGUUUUUCACGUAAGCACACGAGAGAGAAAAGACCUAGUCAGCAAUUUAUCUGCCAGAUCAGGUCUGAUCUGUCACUCAUUAAUUUGACAUCCUGGAAAGCAGUAACGUCACACGUUGCGGGUGUUGUGAUGUGAGUGUGCGGUGCUUGUUUCCAGGCCGAUUUUUACUUUAAAGCAGAGGCGUAUCGGGGGAGAUGGUGCCUGGGGACAACCCCUGCCCCGGGCGCCCCCCUUACCCCCUCUCGGGGGUGGGGGAGGCUCCAACAGGGACCAUGGUGCAGGGAAGGCGGGGGUGAUUUUGUGCUCCCCCACCAUUGCGCCUGGGCACAUUUGACCCCCUCUUGUCCCCUUGCAGAUACGCCACUGCUUUAAAGCAAAAAACCUCUGGACUCUUGGCUUUUUUCUGCUUCUUGCACACAUUUUCUAGGUGGGUUUGUUUUAUUCUUUUACCUUGUUACGCGUUGCAUGUUGCACGGAGCUCGUUACUGUAUCGAAAGGCACACACGAUGGUUUGAAGUUUAAACCUCAAGAGCACUACUUUGUUCCGUGUUUGAGAAAACGUGAUGCUUGCGUUUGAGAAGGUGCACCCCUAGGUCCUCUGCGGGAAGGGUUCCCAUUCUUACCUGCAAUUUUCCCAGUCUUAAAACAGUUUCCCCAACAAAACUGCAAGCGAAUGUCAUUCCUGCACCUUGAAUUUGUACAUCCUUUGAUCAGGCAAUUGGCAAAUGGUGGUGGGUGAAGAUUCCACUUAAUGCGGUUCUGUCGGGCAGUUCCGUAGGAGCGCACGAGGCGCAUUUCCCAGCGGCAGCUUCCUCUUUGCAAAUCAGAGUCUUUCCUUAAGCAUAACCACCAGUGGUGUAGCUAGGGGCCAGGGAGGGGUUAAAGCCCUGGGGAUCACUUCCUAGGGGUGUACAUCAGGGCAGCGCCCCCCCUUGCCACUGCACCCCUCACAAACUCCAAAGCGGGACGCAGCUGUGGGGUGGGUACGCGGCACCUGGGGUAAGCCCCAAGCACCAAUUUACUAAGAUAUGCCCCCCCCCCCCCCGAUAAACAUAGCUUUAAACAUCUAGCUCACAGGUUGCAGACCCCUGGCUUAGAACAUUCUCUUUAGAAUGGUAGACGCGAGCAUCUCCAGCAUGGCCGAUCUUCA